AUGUCUCUCACAAACGCUUCCCCCGAAGAAGCUGCUCGCGCUGCCAAGAUAUCUUCUCGAACCCUUGCGACGCUCUCAGAAGAUGCACGAAACACUGCUCUCGAUGCCAUCAUCGACGCACUUUCAACUGCGCGGGAAGACAUUCUAGCCGCCAAUGCUGWUGAUCUGGAGAAUGCGAAGAAGUCUACUGCAAAUGGAGAGUUGAACCCCAGCAUCUACAAACGAUUGGAUCUCUCGCGGAAGGGAAAGUUUGAUGACAUGCUCCAAGGCAUUCGAGAUGUGCGCGGCCUGGCGGAUCCAGUCGGCAGAGUAGAUCUGCGUACAGAAUUGGACGACGGCUUGAUUCUUCAACGGCAAACAUGCCCCAUUGGAGUCCUUCUGAUCAUCUUCGAGGCGAGACCAGAAGUCAUUGGCAAUAUUGCGUCCCUGGCAAUCAAGUCUGCCAACGCAGSAAUUCUCAAAGGUGGCAAGGAAUCCACAGAAUCCUUCAAAGCCAUAGCAUCCACCAUUUCCGCCGCGCUGGACAAGACUGAUGUCCCCAAUGACUCCAUCCAACUUGUCACGACCCGAGAUGCUGUGGACCCGUUACUCGAACUCAGCCAGUACAUCGAUCUUGUGAUUCCGAGAGGCUCGAAUGAGCUUGUCCGCCACUGUCAGACGAAAGCCCAUAUGCCCGUCCUUGGUCACGCAGAUGGCCUCUGCAGUCUAUACAUCCACUCGGACGCAGACUCAAAGAUGGCCGCAGAUGUCGUCGUCGAUUCGAAGACUGACUACCCAGCAGCAUGCAACGCGGUCGAKACUCUUCUCGUCAACGAAGACGUCCUCACUACAGUCCUUCCAGCUGUGGCAACCGCUCUGCAAGCUAAAGGCGUUAUCCUCCGCUGCGAUGCACAAAGUAAAGCAGCUCUCACAUCAUCCCUUGACAAGGAGGCAUCUGCUCAACUUCAAGACGCCACAGAAGAAGACUUCAACACCGAGUUCCUAGACCUCAUCCUCGCAGUCCGCACAAUUCCAUCAGGACCCAAUGCUGUAGACGCUGCGAUUGAGCACAUCAACACCCACGGAUCACACCACACGGACGCCAUCGUCACAGCUUCCAAGGAUGUCGCAGACCGCUUCUGUAACAGCAUAGACACGGCGUGUAAAUUCUGGAACUGCAGCACGAGAUUCUGCGAUGGCAUGCGAUUCGGUUUCGGCACCGAGGUWGGUAUCAGUACCAAUAAAGUGCAUGCACGUGGUCCCGUGGGACUUGAAGGUCUUAUGAUUCAUGAGUACCGCGUUGUGGGCCAGGGACACUGUGCUGCUAUGUAUGGAGGUGGAGGGAAGCAAUACAAACACAAGAAGCUGCCCCUGAAUUAG
This is a messenger RNA of Ramularia collo-cygni, 1359 nucleotides long. RefSeq names its product probable gamma-glutamyl phosphate reductase. Gene Ontology annotation, molecular function: glutamate-5-semialdehyde dehydrogenase (NADP+) activity; NADP binding. The coding region runs from base 1 to 1359 and encodes 452 amino acids. NCBI's taxonomy places the organism in Eukaryota, Fungi, Ascomycota, Dothideomycetes, Mycosphaerellales, Mycosphaerellaceae. The record is from RefSeq and is a predicted model, not a curated record. The transcript is spliced from 2 exons.